This is a messenger RNA of Mycena indigotica, 2745 nucleotides long. Its product is annotated as Histone methyltransferase. The coding region runs from base 1 to 2745 and encodes 914 amino acids. Gene Ontology annotation, molecular function: protein binding; histone H3K36 methyltransferase activity. Gene Ontology annotation, biological process: regulation of DNA-templated transcription. Lineage: Eukaryota; Fungi; Basidiomycota; Agaricomycetes; Agaricales; Mycenaceae. The record is from RefSeq and is a predicted model, not a curated record. Gene Ontology annotation, cellular component: chromatin; nucleus; chromosome. The transcript is spliced from 13 exons.
AUGGCCCUCGUGAAACUAGAGGAGCCCGCUGCCAUGGCCAUAAAGACGGAGCCAACGGAUUGUAAACCACCCACGGCGUCUUCGAGCACACCGGAGCUCCUGAUGAAGGUUGAGAUUGACGAAGGAAUGUUGAAGGACGAGCAAAACGAAGAUGAAGCCAUGCCACCACCUCAGAGUUUGUUCGACGAUGGGGUAGCAGCAAUGAAGGACGAUGAGGAGCAGCACAGUGUUAUUCCACCAGUACCAGUCGAGUCAGACAUCAUGGGUUCCCCAUUGUCCCCUUCCCCGUCCGACACCCAUCCACAAUCUCGCUCCAAGUCGACUUCGAAAACCACUUCCCGCUCAACAACCCCUCCACCAGCAUCAGCAUCACGAGGCUCAAAGAGAAAAGUCGCAUUACCUGUCCAGCUUAUUGCAGACCUUCCUAUAGCCCGAGACGAUGCUCUUGACACAUUUACCGAGAUCCAGGCUAAUACCUACCAGAACAAGUCCCUUGGACGGUCACGAGAGGCUUUAGAGGGCAUGUCCUGCGAAUGUGCUUACUCUCAAGCUUACACCCUUGGCACUCCUACCUGCGGGAACCACGACAACUGCAUAAACAGGCUCACUCAAAUCGAAUGCCUUGCAGACUGUCGUGGAGGAGACCAUUGCCAGAACCAACGGUUUCAGCGCAAGCAAUACUCCUCAAUUGACAUCGUCAAGACAGAAAAGAAGGGAUUUGGACUUAGAGCGGAGGAAGAGAUUGCCAAAGAUGGGUUUAUCUAUGAGUACGUUGGAGAAGUCGUCAAUCCCAACCAGUUCAAGAAGCGCAUGCGCGAUUACGCAGAAGAAGGCAUAGAGCAUUUCUACUUCAUGAUGCUGCAGAAGGAUGAGUUCAUCGACGCUACCAAAUGCGGAGGCAUAGGCCGUUUUGCGAACCAUAGCUGUAAUCCCAACUGUUAUGUCGCGAAAUGGACUGUGGGCGAUUUUGUUCGAAUGGGUAUUUUUGCCAAGCGGAAAAUCCAGAAGAACGAGGAGCUUACUUUCAACUACAAUGUUGAUCGCUAUGGCUUCAAAGCACAAGAGUGCUAUUGUGGCGAACCGAACUGCGUGGGAUUUCUUGGAGGUAAAACUCAGACAGACAUUGCUGCUGUCGAUGAUUUGUACCUCGAUGCUUUGGGUAUCACUGACGAAGACGAACUCAUUGAACUGAAGGGCACUAAGAAGAAGAAAGGCAAGAAAAUCGAUGAUGACGAUUUCAUGCCCACUCUCACCCCCAUUCUCACCCCACAAUUACCGAAGAUCAUCAAUGCUCUUCGACAGACAUCUAGUCGUGCUCUCAUCCACAAGCUGCUUGACCGGUUCAGUCUCACAACUGAAGAGAGCACGCUGCGAGAGAUGCUUCGUUUGCGCUGCAUGACGCUUAUGAAGCAGCUCCUCGAUGAUCACUUCCCCAAGAACCUCGAUAUCAUUAGUCAGAUAUUGAAGGUCCUUUUACCUUGGCCACUGACAACACGCAACAAAAUUGAUAUGUGCUGUAUCAACACGAGUGUGCAAAAAAUUGCAGACGAGACUGAAGAUGUGGCAUUGAGGGAGUCAGCUACCAACUUGAUUGCGCAUUGGAACACCUUGCCUACUGCCUAUAGGAUACGAAAACGAACCUUUACAGGCGAGGUCAAGAUGGACGACUUCGAGGCCAUCUCCUCGCAAAAGGAAGAAGUUCAACUUGAAGAUUCCUCUCGUGAUGACUACGCGCCCCGUGCGACAUCAUCAUAUCGCUCCUUUGUCAAAGAUCGAAGACAUCACUAUCGUUACACCAACAUCGUUCCUCCUCUUCCCAGAGCCCCCAACUACGAGGAUGAUGACUUACCCUCUCCACAAAAGCCGGUGUAUGUCGAGGCCUCCAAGGCAGAUGUAGACGCAGUGAUCAAGGCGGCCAUUGCCCAGAAGGCUGCUGACGAUGCGGCAGCGGCCGCUGCUGCCGAGGCUGACAAAGCGAAAAGCGAGCGAAAGAUCUCGAAAGAGGGCAAGACCAAGGAGAAACGAAAGCAGCGAUCGUCGUCUUCCAAAAAAGCCGCCCAAACGCCAGAAGAGCGCGAAGCCAAUCGAAACAAACGCUUACUCAAAUUGGUCGGUGCGGUGGUUGUCAAGUCCAUGUCCAAGUAUGGGAAAGGACUAGAGCGGGAAAAGUUCAAGAAGUAUGCCAAAGAGCUAACUCAACUCAUCGCUGACAAGGAGAAAAAAUCGUCGAGCUAUCGGGACAACAAGCUCGAGGCCCUUUCUGACGAGAAGGUCGCUAAGAUCAAAAAAUUCUCCAAAGACUACAUUGCCAAGGUUAUGCGAAAAAUGGACAAGGACAAAGCGGGUCGGAAAGGCCGGCCGUCUUCUUCCACGCCACUGCCUACUUCAUCAACAUUUGAUACUCCCAACUCCGCAGAGGCUGAAAAUGGGGAUGGUGAUGUCGACAUGCCAGAAAUGACGGUAGAAGAGGCCAUGGAUAUGGACCCAGCAUCGGACAGCGAAGGGGAGGAAGAAGAGAGUGACGAGGAGAAUGCUGUUAUGGAUGUAGAAGAAUCCACGCGGGAUGUAGAAAUGGCCGAUGCCGAGUCCAGUCAAAAGACACUGGCACUACCUCCGGCGGACAUUUCUCCAGAGCGCACUUUACCGCCAACCGAUCCCCGGCGGCGACCUCCAGACGAAGGCGAUCGUGACACUUGGGAUCGUCCGAGUCCGCCAUUACAGCCUAAUGUCUCCAUCGUGGCCUAA